Messenger RNA from Dibothriocephalus latus, 561 nucleotides. NCBI's taxonomy places the organism in Eukaryota, Metazoa, Platyhelminthes, Cestoda, Diphyllobothriidea, Diphyllobothriidae. The record is from the annotation of a GenBank genome assembly.
AUGGGACGUAACGCGGGUAUUGUCUCAAAAACUCCUGGAAACUCACAAUAUGAAGUGAGGAGCAGAGUGACUGAGCACGACAAUCUAUCACUUUCUUCGGUCUACACCUCGGCGGCAGUCAACCAACGUUCCGGCUGUCUCUCAGUGCAAAAGUGCUAUCACACAGGGAUUCACCCCUUACUGGCUUAUGGCAGUCAUUGCACUCUAUGUUUUGCAUCAUCAGACUCUAGCAGCAACGGCGAUCUCCUCCUCCAUCGCACUGUUGUCGGCCACAAGACGCCAAUCACGGCCGUGGCUUGGAUACCGCCGUUCCACGGACCUGGUUGGUCCACCUUCAGUGGACAUCUUCUCUCUGCCUCGACUGACGGUACUAUCAAGCUGUGGUUCGUGGACAGUAGCAGUGAACGUGAAGUGACCUCAUUGCAACUCUCCACGACUGCUGCGCCCUCGGAGGCGUCAGUGGUGGCCCUACAUGGAUGCUAUCUGGACGAGACAGAGUCUAGGGUCUUCGUUGUUGCUGCCAGUCGCAGCAAGGUUUUCGGCUGGUCACUCAACCUGACG